GUAGACCUGGUUUAGACCUGGUUUAGGUUCAGGGGAGGAGAGGUAAACACAAGAGAGACACAGGAGAGAAAAAAAGAGGGAGAGAGGAGAGGAAGAGAGAGAGAAAGAGUGGAGGGAGGAAAAAAAAGAGCAGAGAAUUACAACCAGACCACGAGGAGAACCUGAAGGACCUGAGAGCGUCCGGACUCAUGAGAUCUGAUGAGACCUGCAGGUUUUUCCACACAACAGCCCAGCAUGAAGUUCUACUAUGUGGGUGCCCACAUUUGGAGCACGAUGCUGGGUCACUCGGUGCACCUGUCCCCCGUCCCGGUGCAGAGCCUGUCGGAGCUGGAGAGAGCUCGUCUCCAGGAGGUGGCGCUGUGGCAUCUGGAGGAGAGAGAGUUGGACUUAAAGAUCUGCAUCCCCAAAGAAACGAGGAAGAGGAGGAAGUCCAUCCGCAGAAAGUUUGACUCUUUUUCGAAGGAGAAGAAGGAGCGCGAGACGGCUCCCAAAGUGUUCGGCCUGCCUCUGUCCCAGGUCAUCGCCAACGACCGCGCUCACAAACGCAGACAGGACGAGCUGAAGGAGAGCCGCAGGGACUGUCUGGAUCUAGAGGCCAGCGUGCUGCGCUUCAGAGCCCAGAAAAGGCUCCUGUUCUCGGGCAGCAGGCCUCUGAUGAACCCCCCCUUCAGUGUGGCUCCUGCGUCUCCCUCCGCCAACUCGGUGGCACCCGCUCCCUUCUGCGACAAACCACAGUCGCCCACGUUUCUGGACAACAGCGGGAGAGUGCAGCGCAGGGGCGGUCUGUCGGUGGACUCUAUCUCAGACCUUGUAGAGAGCCAGUCUCGCCUGUUGGAGGCGCUGCAGCUGUCUCACCCUGCGGAGCUGGACCUGAAGAAGCCUCAGGAGUCCAGCAGGGGGCGCACUCCCUCCAAACUGAGCCUGAACCCCAUCUACAGACAAGUGCCCCGCCUGGUGGAGAGCUGCUGCUACUGCAUCGAGAGCCACGGGUUACAGACGGUGGGCAUUUUCCGAGUGGGGAGCUCCAAGAAGCGUGUCCGCCAGUUACGUGAGGAUUUUGACUUGGGUCUGGACGUGCGGCUGGACGAGGAGCAGAGUAUCCAUGACGUAGCGGCUCUGCUUAAAGAGUUCUUACGGGACAUGCCUGACCCUCUGUUACCACGGGAACUGUACCCCGCCUUCCUCCAUGCCAACGCUUUGCACGGAGCAGAUCAGAUUGAGUUUCUGCAGUUCCUCCUCUUCCUCCUCCCUCCCUGUAACUCAGACACUCUGUGGAGGCUCCUGUCUCUGCUGCACCGAGUCCAGAGCCACGCCCACGACAGCGUCAGCCCAAACGGAGAACAGAUCUGUGGAAAUAAGAUGACGGCUGCUAACCUGGCUGUGAUCUUUGGUCCAAACCUUCUGCAGAAGGAGAGGACCUCAGAGUGUCCUCUGUCUCUGGGCAUCGAGGACAGCAGCACCAUCAUCAACGUGACUCUGGUAUUGAUCCAGAACUACAGGAGGCUCUUCACGGUUUCAGCAGAGCUCCAGCAGGAGGUGCUGAUGAGCCUGAUCCAGACCGACCCCGACAUCAUCGACUACCUCCUGCGACGCAAACUCAGCACCGUCCCCCUCUCCCCCUCGCCCUCCCCCUCCGGUCGCCACGACACCCGUCCCUCUCUGGACUCAGUGGGAGCUUCCAGCGGCAGCGUCUCUCCCCAGGACCCGCCCUCUCCUCCGUGCCCCCCAGACGGAGCCUCUUCCGUGGGGACCCUGAGCGGCGAAGUCCUGCUGAAGGCCAUCAGACUGAACCAGAGCCGGAGGAGACAGGAGCACCAGAGGGGUGACUGCGCUCUGGUCAAGUCCUUCUCCCACAUGAGACAGUUCCACUCCCACCACAACCUGCUGAGUCUGACCCUGCCCUCACCCUCGUCACCCACCUCAGACUUGUCCCCUUUCUCCCCAUUCUCUCCCUGCUCCUCAGCCUCUCAUCCCUCCCCCCUCUCCCCCCUCUCUCCCUUCUCCCCCUCCUCCCUCUCCUCCCCCCAGAAAACAGACAACCAGGAGCUCCAGGACCCCCCCUCUGCCCAGCCCCUCUCCCCCAGCGCAGAGGCCCCGAGGCUGGGCAGCGGCUCCGGUCCGAGCGGGUCCAGUGAGAGCAGCGUGUGGGUGCGACAGACUCCAUCGGAAGAGACCAGAGACCAGACCAGAGACCAGGCCAGAGAUCAGACCAGACACCAGACCUGGGACCAGACCUGGGACCAGACCUGGGACCAGAUCAGACACCAGACCAGAGACCAGACCAAGGACCAGACCAGGGACCAGACCAGAGACCAAACUAAAGAUGAGCUGAAAAAUGAGCAGAAAAACUCAAACUUCUGGGACUUUUUCAGUGGGAAAGGCUCCAGCUCUGAGACCACGGUCUGAGGAAGAACUACUGGUUUAAAGAGGAGCAGCUAUAGAAGCUAAACACCUCUAGAACUGAAAAUUGAUUCUUUGGAGAGAAUUGGAAGAGACAUUUCUUCAGCUCUGUUCAAACACUACAGCAGACAUAUACAUAUAACACUUUGCCCCAGAGACAUAUUACACUAUUUUUGUGUUAUAUAUGUUAGAAUGUUGCUUCCUCGUCACAAACAGACCUGGAGUUGGGUUUUAUUUCAUUCACACGUUUAACACACAAACCCUGCAUAUGUAGGCUGAAUUUUUCUCUGUUCCACCUUGUGAUGACAUGCGGUAAUAUAAGUGUUCCACUGUGUUUUUAAACUCCAUACACCUUCACUAUAAUUAUUUGGCUGAUUUCAGCCCUGGAAUUGCCAUAUUCUACUGAACUAAAGGUAAAAGGUAGCCAUUAACAUUUUGAGUUUGAGAUGUAGACAAAUUAAUAAUAAAGAGCUACUCAAACCUAUGUGAAUGAAACAAAACACAACUCCAGUUGUGUUUUGAAGAGGUAACAACAUUAUAACAUGACUUAAAGCUCACAAGAGUCAAUUUUGUGUAAUGAACCAAGUCUGCCUCAUUAAUGACACUUGUAAUGUACAUAUUCUUCAUACGUUUGUAAACAUAAAUGUCUUUUCACAAAAACUACCUUUUAGUUUAGAUUAAGAAGUGCAUGAUUUGAAGAGCUCCGUAAGAGACAAAAAAGGUCAUAUAUUAAGAUUUUUUUUUUUUUUGACUUAAUCUGUCUGGUUUUGUCAAUGUAAAUAAACGUAUAACAGAAAAACUGACUGUACAUAAUUACUGCAUUUAUAAUUGUUAAAUGAAUAAAUUAUAUUUUAUACAAGUUACUACAUAAA
Molecule: messenger RNA, 3272 nt
Organism: Boleophthalmus pectinirostris (great blue-spotted mudskipper)
Lineage: Eukaryota; Metazoa; Chordata; Actinopteri; Gobiiformes; Gobiidae
Gene: arhgap36
Product: Rho GTPase activating protein 36
Exons: 12
Coding region: 199-2406 (735 amino acids)
Biological process (GO): signal transduction
Source: RefSeq, a predicted model, not a curated record